Molecule: messenger RNA, 4362 nt
Organism: Athalia rosae (coleseed sawfly)
Lineage: Eukaryota; Metazoa; Arthropoda; Insecta; Hymenoptera; Athaliidae
Gene: GIIIspla2
Product: group 3 secretory phospholipase A2
Exons: 4
Coding region: 2226-3053 (275 amino acids)
Biological process (GO): arachidonate secretion; phospholipid metabolic process
Molecular function (GO): A2-type glycerophospholipase activity
Source: RefSeq, a predicted model, not a curated record
AUUCGCAGAAUCGAACGACUCCGUUGACACCGCUUUCUCGCACAUUUCGCGUUCUAUCUUUCCACGACUCGCGCUCGUCCGUCCUUCGUAUCGUUACGCGGCUUCGAACGCAGGUGUGCGAUGCAGCGAGAUACGGACGAUCGUGCGUCGUCGAUCGCACUCCGAUUAAUUUCGGUCUCCGACGGUCGCGCGAGUUCGGGAGAAUAUUUUCCAGGCGACGUUGACGGGGUCGUCAGCGACAACGAGCGACUCGACUCGUCGCCGUGCAUUGCCGCGAAUCACCCGUACGCCGCUGCGAUCUACACGUAGAAAAGACGGUGAAAUUCUCGAGUACGUAUAGGUGCGAACGAACGAGAUUGGCGGGGUCGCGUUAACGCGGGGUGAGCGAUAACCCGAAGAGAGAGCCCGACCCCGUCGAUAUUAUUACGGUUGAUCCGCUCGCGCACUUCUUAUCGUCGCGGGGCCACCGAAAUUCGUCCGAUAUCGGCGAGUCGUCGCCGAGGCAUACAGCCGCAACAUCGCCAAUCGGACGCAGGGUGCGCUCGACGGCUGAGAGUCUCACGUGAACGUUGAAACCCCCGAUUACGGCUGAAAAUCGAAUCGGUCUACACGCUGCCACCGAACAGACGUACACCGCGACGGUGCGUACGCGCGGUACCGGGUUCACGUCGGAUAGCUUCGUACGUUUGAGACGAAUGACGAACCGCGAGCGUCGCGACGGACGUACGUCGGAUGGAAAGGGAGACGUUGCGGUCUCGAAUUCACACCGUCGCGUCGCAACUACGCGGCGGAUCCGCAACACUCGCCCGGUACGUCGCACAGAUGAUACCGGUAUAAAUUGGCGAAAAAUGAAUGACGCCGAUUCGGCGCCGACGCGCGUACGAUCGUACGAACGCGGGACGAGGCGACGUCCCGGGCGAAUCGCCGCGAUGAAAACCGACGUUUGCUCCCGCGGCGGGUUUGAAAAAAGGAUACGAGGAGGUGCGACCGUGGCGCGUACGACGGGAUAAGCCGAUUCGGUGGCUUGAGCCGCGGAGCGAUAACUUAAGUAGGUGUACAAAGGAUCGGGAUCCGGGGAGCCGCGCGACGGUUGUACGCCGCUGGUCCGUCUCAGGCGAGGCAAGGGUCGAUCAUCUGUCGGCACUCCCACGAGGAUGGCGACAGAUCUCGCCACCGCGGAGCGUCACUUUGCACUCAAGCUACGGAAAAUCCGUCACGCGCGGGGGAACGGGAAGAGCGACUCGUCGUCCGACCGGAAAACCCUCGCCCGUACGCCCGACCGCGUGGCCCGCGUACACGCGUACGUCCCUCCCGCACCCUCCGUCGACACCCGCGACACGGGUGUCCCGGUACAACGCAGGUAUACGCGAAACGUACGACUGCGGUCCCUGCAACGCGCACGGAACAAGGACAAGUUCCUAUUCCGCGGUGACGGUCGCGGACGCCGCGGGUAUACCCCGUACGCUAUGCGGGGUGCGGGGCUCGAGUUGUAAUCCGUGUUCCGCACAGACGAGGCGCGACGGCGUUCUUUCGUUUUCAAACUCCUUCGCCCGCGCCGACGAGGAAGUAACGUCCUUGUACGUGUAUCCACGUACAAUCACGGCCAUUAGCUGUGCGGAGGAGCUUAUACCGUGCGGUAUACGAGACUUUGUCCAUUCGAACGGUCGGGCGCAUCGAGCCCUGGAAGAUCAGGUUUCUCGCGAUGUAUCCCAGCUGCGCCGAUUAUUUGCCUAUCGCCUUCGUAGAUUAUUCGUACGGAUUCGAAGCCGGUCGCCGAUUCGCAACAGCCGAUGACACGACAGAUACGAGACCGUUGCGCAACCCCGUCGCUUCGUUGCGUGCACCGCGGUGCGGGAAAAAUCGAGCCGUGCGCUGAUGCGGGUUACACGUAUUGAUAACCGUAUCGGGCGUACGUUGUACCGCGUAUACUUGCACGCGUAUAGAUAUUACGUGUUUCUGUCGGAGAUAGGCGCAUCGUGUGUAUGCAGUUCGACGCGUUUUCCCUCAGUUGUUACAAGGUGUACCACCUACACCUACGCCUUGAAAUGCGAAGAUGCGCUCGACCUCGAUGCAGGGACCGGUGACGAAUCUCGAGUUGAGUCGACCGGUCGUUUCGGUAUACGGUUCAGAUAUCGAGUCGAUGAAAUGUACUCAAUCGGCCGGAUCGAUAAGAUCUGUGGGAAUUGAACGUGCGACGUGACUCCCUCGGUGUUUGAGUUGCUUCGAUGUACACGCAUACCUAUAUCGCCUACGCUAUACAGGAAAUCGAUGUGACUCUGCGAGAGGUUUGGCUGCAGAGAGAAAACCGCAAGUUGCAGCUUAUCUACGAAGGUGGGAUCCUCAGCGACUGCUUCGACGAGAAAAUCACGGACCGGGGAAGCGACGACGAUUCAGCCGAAGAAUGUCGCGUAAAAAUGCCCCCGCAAGAGGAACGGAAGGGCGAAGGAGCCGGCGCCGAGUCACCGAGCGCAGAUUCGUCGGCCUUUGGCGGUAUCGGCGAUUGGUUUGCUUCGGCGGACGAUCUCCGUCGGCGGUGUUCCCGGAUCAGAACCAGGGUUAGAAAUCAAGUUUUGGCGCGGCGGAAGAUAUCGGCAUGCGGCUGGAACGAAUCGAGGAGAAGACCGAGGCGAUCACGAUCGGGACGACGUAGACGGGACCUGUUGCUGAUACCGGGCACGCAGUGGUGCGGCCGCGGUCACCGAGCUACGAAGUACACGAAUCUCGGAGGAUUCGGAGUUGCCGAUGCGUGCUGCCGUCGUCACGACACCACCUGUCCAUUCUUCAUACCUGCGUUUCAGUCGAAAUACGAACUAUUCAACUGGGGCGUAUCCACUAUCAUGCAUUGCGCCUGCGACGAGCGUUUUCGCACGUGCCUGAAAAUGGCGGGUACAUCGUCGGCGAAUUUCGUCGGAAAGCUGUUCUUCAACGUCGUACAGACCAAGUGCUUCGUCCUGAAGCCGCAAAAAGCCUGCCUGCGGAGAUCCAGAUGGGGGAAUUGCGAACAGCACGAGUACCGGAAGCAAGCCCGUCUCAGAUCCAACAUGCCGUACUGACGAGCGACGAUGGUAGACCCGGAUUGCGUCGGCGGUACGAAACGGAGGAAGUUCAAGGAUGUCGCAACGUUUUCGCUCCGGUACGAUCAAGUUGUUACGUAAACGUCAUUGGGUCAGGGAUCAGGGGCCAAAAUCAUAGAUCUCGAAAAGGGACGGAAUCGCAGAUUGUUGUACGAUGUACGCGAUGAUGAACUUGGCCGCACGAAUACCUAUUUCGAUGUCAUCGUUGUCGCGGAUUCGCAUCGCGACCGUGUUAAUUCCGUCGUUUCGAGCUGCGGCGUACGUUUGACGCGACGCGGAGAAACCUGAUCCCGUCGUAUACCGCGUAUGAUGAUAAAAUUGCGACCGUCCCAACUCUCGAAAAAUUCUCCUGCAGUUUUACCCGAUGGAACGUAACGCUGAAUCGCGCGUGUCAUACGAACAUAGCGUAGUAUAUGCGGCUGUAUGGUAUACGUAUAACUGUGUCUCGUACAUAGUGUACUGCACCACGGUUACUAUAUAUACAUGUAUUAAAUUUGCCUAUCCAACAACCGCCUCCGUGGCUCUCCGGAUAUAUCCUAGCAUAUAUUCUAUAGAAAUUAUACCGGUAGGAAAAUAAGUGCUGAAAGUAUAAUUCGAUAGAUUGUUUAUUCACUUAUAUGUAUACAUUUCUCAUGAUUCCCUGCAGUGACAAUAUACAGUGACGACAAUGAUACUCGGUGUGUGCCUAGAAAGAUGAUAUUAUUGAAAAGAAUAAAACUUCGAGAACAUUUUUUAGCCCAUCGGACUGUUUAAUCGUUGUCGAUGCGCGGUAGGGGUGCAGGUGAAAUGAAUUAUUCAAGAGCAGAUAUAUGGUCUGGAAGUGAUGGUUGAACGAGAACUCCGUGCAUCGAAACGGGAGGGACUUGCGAUUGCAGUUUUAUAAGCGAUUAUUACGUUAUUUUAUUGUAAUGCUUGGUUCCGCGAGUUCCGAGCUCGAUAUUGAACGUAUGUCCUCAUCAACCGUCAGAUAUACGUAUAGUAUCAUAGACUCAUAAUCGGAUAUCGCUAGGCACAAACAGAUUAUAUAAUACCGAUAAUUAUUGUCCCCACAUUUUUGUAAAUACCUAUAUGUAUGUAAAAUAGGGAGAGGAGAUAAUAUAACGCUAAGAUAUAGACAAACUGCAAUAUAACGUGCGAAUGAAGUGAAAAACGUGAAUGUGUCAAUCCGUAUACGUAUACCCAUCAUGUAUCAUUCGGCAAUAUGCGUCGAUCUUUAGUUCCGUUGUUUGGCGAAGCUGUAAUUCCAACGACCAGCAAUAAUAAAUUUUUAUCUCUGGAAAAGCUCAAA